GGUCGGCGUCCCGUAGGGCGCCCUCCCGCGCUAGGCCGGCCGGCGUGGCGCUCGGCGCCGAACAGGCCCCGAGGAGGCCGCAGUUAGGCCUGGGAAUAAUUCGGCCGCCCUGAGAGGAUGCGGAGGAGCUGUGACUAAUGAGAAUUAAAGGCCAUGGAUGAAGAUGAAUUUGAAUUGCAGCCACAAGAGCCAAACUCAUUUUUUGAUGGAAUAGGAGCUGAUGCUACACACAUGGAUGGUGAUCAGAUUGUUGUGGAAGUACAAGAAGCAGUUUUUGUUUCUAAUAUUGUGGAUUCAGACAUAACUGUGCAUAACUUUGUUCCUGAUGACCCAGACUCAGUUGUAAUCCAAGAUGUUAUUGAAGAUGUUGUCAUAGAGGAGGAUGUUCAGUGCUCAGAUAUCUUAGAAGAGGCAGAUGUAUCUGAAAAUGUCAUCAUUCCUGAGCAAGUGCUGGACUCAGAUGUAACUGAAGAAGUUUCUUUACCACACUGCACAGUCCCAGAUGAUGUUUUAGCUUCUGACAUUACUUCAGCCUCAAUGUCUAUGCCAGAACAUGUUUUAACGAGUGAAUCCAUGCAUGUGUGUGACAUUGGACAUGUUGAACAUGUGGUCCAUGAUAGUGUAGUGGAAGCAGAAAUCAUUACUGAUCCUCUGACCAGUGACGUAGUUUCAGAAGAAGUGUUGGUAGCAGACUGUGCCCCUGAAGCAAUCAUAGAUGCCAGCGGGAUCUCAGUGGACCAGCAAGAUAAUGACAAAGCCAACUGUGAGGACUACCUAAUGAUUUCGUUGGAUGAUGCUGGCAAAAUAGAACAUGAUGGUUCCACUGGAGUGACCAUCGAUGCAGAAUCAGAAAUGGAUCCUUGUAAAGUGGAUGGCACUUGUCCUGAAGUCAUCAAGGUAUACAUUUUUAAAGCUGACCCUGGAGAAGAUGACUUAGGUGGAACUGUAGACAUUGUGGAGAGUGAGCCUGAAAAUGAUCAUGGAGUUGAACUACUUGAUCAGAACAGCAGUAUUCGUGUUCCCAGGGAAAAGAUGGUUUAUAUGACUGUCAAUGACUCUCAACAAGAAGAUGAAGAUUUAAAUGUUGCUGAAAUUGCUGAUGAAGUUUAUAUGGAAGUGAUCGUAGGAGAGGAGGAUGCUGCUGUUGCAGCAGCAGCAGCUGCUGUGCAUGAGCAGCAAAUUGAUGAGGAUGAAAUGAAAACCUUCGUGCCAAUUGCAUGGGCAGCAGCUUAUGGUAAUAAUUCUGAUGGAAUUGAAAACCGGAAUGGCACUGCAAGUGCUCUCUUGCACGUAGAUGAGUCUACUGGCCUUGGCAGACUGGCUAAACAAAAACCAAAGAAAAAGAGAAGACCUGAUUCCAGGCAGUACCAAACAGCAAUAAUUAUUGGCCCUGAUGGUCAUCCUUUGACUGUCUAUCCUUGCAUGAUUUGUGGGAAGAAGUUUAAGUCGAGAGGUUUUUUGAAAAGACACAUGAAAAACCAUCCCGAACACCUUGCCAAGAAGAAGUACCACUGUACUGACUGUGAUUACACUACCAACAAGAAGAUAAGUUUACAUAACCACCUGGAGAGCCACAAGCUGACCAGCAAGGCAGAGAAGGCCAUUCAAUGUGAUGAGUGUGGGAAGCAUUUUUCUCAUGCGGGGGCUUUGUUUACUCACAAAAUGGUGCACAAGGAAAAAGGGGCCAACAAAAUGCACAAGUGUAAAUUCUGUGAAUAUGAGACAGCUGAACAGGGGUUAUUGAAUCGCCACCUCUUGGCAGUCCACAGCAAGAACUUUCCUCAUAUUUGUGUGGAGUGUGGUAAAGGUUUCCGACACCCAUCGGAACUCAAAAAGCACAUGCGAAUCCAUACAGGGGAGAAGCCAUACCAAUGCCAGUACUGCGAAUAUAGGUCUGCAGACUCUUCCAACUUGAAAACACAUAUAAAAACAAAGCAUAGUAAAGAGAUGCCAUUCAAGUGUGAUAUUUGUCUUCUGACUUUCUCAGAUACCAAAGAAGUGCAGCAGCAUACUCUUGUCCACCAAGAAAACAAAACACACCAGUGUUUGCAUUGUGACCACAAGAGUUCAAACUCAAGUGAUUUGAAACGACACGUAAUUUCAGUUCAUACAAAAGACUAUCCUCAUAAGUGUGAGAUGUGCGAGAAAGGCUUUCACAGGCCUUCAGAACUCAAGAAGCAUGUGGCUGUCCACAAAGGUAAAAAAAUGCACCAAUGUAGACAUUGUGACUUUAAGAUUGCAGACCCAUUUGUUCUAAGUCGCCAUAUUCUCUCAGUUCACACAAAGGAUCUUCCAUUUAGGUGUAAGAGAUGUAGAAAGGGAUUUAGGCAACAAAAUGAGCUUAAAAAGCAUAUGAAGACACACAGUGGCAGGAAAGUAUAUCAGUGUGAGUACUGUGAGUAUAGCACUACGGAUGCCUCAGGCUUUAAACGGCACGUCAUUUCCAUUCAUACAAAAGACUAUCCUCAUCGGUGUGAGUACUGCAAGAAAGGCUUCCGAAGACCUUCAGAGAAGAACCAGCACAUAAUGCGACAUCAUAAAGAAGUUGGCCUGCCCUAACAUUGUGUCUACAAGCUUGUAAAGAUGUUGGCCUUGAAGCAGAAAAUUCGUUUUUUAAAGCCAGUCUUGUUCACAUCCAUUACUAUACAUUGAAUUAUGCUGUGUAAAAAUAGAAUUAUCGCUUCUAGUCCACUUUUCUUUACAUUUUAUUCAAUAGGGUGUCCUGAAUCCUAUUCAGUUUCUUUAAUAGAUGAGAAAAAUAGCAACAAGCAAGUUGCUUAUAAUUUGUGAUUCUAUACUGAAUUUUCAGUCUUAAAAGCUUUACUAUUUAUUUACAUAUUUAUUCAUGUUGAUGGUACUCUUCUAAGACAAAAUCAGAUUGAUAACUACAAAAGUAACAUUUUUGACCCAUUUCUUCCUACACAAACGUUUCACAUUGGAGACAUCUGCUAACAUAAAUGGGAGAUUUUACUGUCAAGUCCAGUUAGCAAAACAUAAUAAUUUUUUUGUCUUGCUUAAUAUUACAUGAUGAUGAAAUUUUACAUUUGAGCUUCUAGCAUUGAUUAAUAUAGGAUAUUGACUACAUUUAUGUUUAAAUUUCAUUUUGUUCAGCAGACAAAAUGUACUUCCUUUAAUUUUCAUUAAUAGUGUUUACAUCUUUUGUCAGCACAGCAAACUUUUAAAAAGUAUUAUUGAAAAGUUUUACUUAUUUUUGUCUUUUGUUUUCUCUUUGUACUGCUUUGUCUUGCAUUGUAUUCCAACACCCGAGACUUACUGCAUACUGACUUUUAGUCUUUUAGAGGUAAAUUGUGGACUCAGGAUUUUUUGAAACUUGGUGUGUAACUCUAAAUCUUGUAUAUGCAUCUUUGUUGCUUAUUACAUAUUUACACACACAAGCACAAAUUUUAAACUUAUGAAAAUUUACAGUAACCUGGAAGAUCCAGGGAUGCAUGAGAGCAUUUCAUAACUUACUAUUCAGAGUUACUAAAUUUGAGGUGAAGAAUUGAAAAGAAGGACAUUAGGAAGAGUGAAAAUCUUCUAAUACUCUUUGAUAGAUAAAAAUGGAAGGUAAGAUGUUUCUAGAUAGAAUGUUUUCUUACAAUUUCAGCUUCAUAUCAUAAAUUUUUCCUGGAAAGCUAUUUCAGACAUAGGUUUCUUAGUUUUUGAGAAUCCUGUGAAGGAACUCUUGUCUCACUGCAAAGUAAAGAGGACUAAGGGAAAGUGGUGGUACCAUGUAACAGAAUGAGAGCUAAUUCCAAAUUAGCAACUUUAUCCUGCUUUUUAUUUUACACUGAGUAAAGUUUUAAAAAGACAACAGUUAAGUUGAUUUUGAUUAGAAGAUAAACAUACGUAAUGAAAAUCCGUGGCCUUAUUUGGAACAUAUAUCACUUUCCAAAUUUUAUUGUUUGAGAGUUAAUAAGUUAUUAAGCAGUUAAUAACAUGUAUGGAUAUAAUAUAAAAUGAAUUCAUAUAAUUAAAAAGAAUUUGGUUAAUAAGAAUUUUGGAGAAUGGAAAAUGCAUUUUUAGGUUCCUUAAUUUGGCUGUUGGUACCUAUGUAUUUGGAAUAUUUUCGGGGAUUAGAAUUUUUUUUAAACCACAUUACAGCUACCUUCUGGCUUUAGUAUGGUGGUGCUUCAUUCAACUUACGCUGUCAGGUUUUUAUUUUCUCCUUCUGGGCCACCAAUUCAAAAGUUACAGGAUUAGGAAAUAUAAAUAUUUGGUGAUUGACAGCCUCUGACAUGUUAGAUUAAUUUGAUCUAGUUCUGAAGUGGUUUAGUAAUACAUGAAUUUAAACCUAGUACCAACCAAAACCAUAUAAUGGAUUUUGAAAAUCUGUUAGGACUUCUUAGCCCUCAUACAUGUUUCUACCUGAUUGUUACUGUCCUUCAUUAUCUUGUUCUUGAUAACUUCAGUUUGUAUUUGAGAAUCCUUUAAAUCUCCUUCCAAUUUGUUUUCUCCCUGAAGUAAUAUAAAAGGAAGUAUUUAAGUGAAAGUUUAAGAGUUUUAAAGCACUCCUUAAAAUUAAUAGUUAGCUAUUUAUAUUUUAAAAAUAAACAGAAAGGUAAAGAACAACACUUUACAUACUUCAUGUUUUUCAUAUAGUCUGGAGUUAUACACAGUUGUUUUGUUUUUAACCACAGUAUUGAAACCUUUAAAAGGUAAUUAAGCAUUUGGUCAAGUAAAUAUGAUAGAACGUUUGUAUAAAGACAGAAACGAAAUUGUGCUUAAUGUUAUAUACUGUUAUUAUUUGCAGGCUGGUUUUAAUUCUUAAUUUGAUUAGCAAAGCUAAAAAAGUGGAUGUUGAAGUUGAAAGUUUUAAAGAGGUACAAAAUCUUACAAUGACAUAAAUUAUUGUUUGGUUGAAAAAUAGUGUAUUAAAUAUUGUAUGUCCCUUCCACUGUACAAAUUGUAAAAUACUUAAAAUACUAUGGAGAAUUCAUGUAGGAAGUGUGAUACUGUUGUAAAUGUGUACUUGAGAAUAAUAUGCAAAAAUAAAAAUAAUAUUUUGCUGUUAAUAAAUGUUUACUUGUAUAUGAUACCAAUA
Molecule: messenger RNA, 5044 nt
Organism: Macaca mulatta (Rhesus monkey)
Lineage: Eukaryota; Metazoa; Chordata; Mammalia; Primates; Cercopithecidae
Gene: ZFY
Product: zinc finger protein Y-linked
Biological process (GO): negative regulation of transcription by RNA polymerase II; regulation of immune system process; regulation of cytokine production
Cellular component (GO): nucleoplasm; nucleus
Molecular function (GO): DNA-binding transcription repressor activity, RNA polymerase II-specific; metal ion binding; RNA polymerase II cis-regulatory region sequence-specific DNA binding
Source: RefSeq, a predicted model, not a curated record